AUGCAAGACAUUCGCUAAAUGAGGUAAAAAUAUGAAACCUUAAAACAAUCGAAUCCUAACACUCCCAAGAAAUGCCUCACUCCUUCCAUAUCAGCUCAAUAUGUUAAAACUAGUCCAGGUUUAUAGAUGACUCCUCCCUCGAAUCCAAAACUUAAGAAAGUUUGCAAUAAUUGUCUGAAUCGAUCACUCAUGAGACAGAAGGAGUGCAGAGUGUAAUAGGAACGAUAGGAAGAUCAGAAAUUGUACUAAUAAGUCAAAUAAUCGAUAGAUCAAGAAAAUCAAUAUAGGGAUUAGUUGGCUGAAGAAAAUAGAAGGAAAUUCUUCACUUAUCACAAGAUUAAUGGGGAUUUAAUACAAUAGCAUCAAUAGAGAGUUAAAACUGAAUAAUCUAAUGAGAAAGCCGAAGUAGCUAACUUCUUCAAAUAGUUAGAAAGGGAUGAAUAUCUUCACAAGAUUAAGAAAUAAGAAAAGAAGGAAUUAUUGCAAUAAUAUUAUCUGAGAGAUCUUAAAAAUUAAAUAUCAUUUAAGGAAGAAGAAAAGUUUCAAUAAAAGUUAUAAAACAACAAAUCUGACAUCAUAGAGUCUUAGUAUUGGACCUAAUUGGAGAGUGAGCAAAUUCAUAGUCAAUAAAUUAAAGCCCAAUAGUAACGGUAGAUGAUAAACUAUUGGAAAUACACAUUAGGGGAAAAACAGAAAUUGAAACAGGAACAGGAAGAAAUGAAUAAAAUGGAAUAGGAACAACUCAAGUAUGUACAAAAAAGCAAUGAGAAAUUGAAUAAAGCAGCUGAAUUAGCAAAAAAGCAAUAGAUGGAACAAUUCAAAUAAGAAAUCUAAUAUCAAGUUAAAAUUAAUGAAUAAAAAAGAAAAGAUGAGGAAAACAAAAAAUAACAGGAAUAUUACACUAUGAUUUAAUACAAACAAUAAGAAGAAUAACGUGAAAAAUAAAAGUAACUGGAUAAAUCCAUGGAGAAAUAGGCCCUUAUUAAAGAGAUUGAGUAGUAGAUUAUUUUUAAGUAAAAAGUAUAGAAAGAGCAAAAGGAAAAAGAGUUGAGUCAAAGCGAAAAGAAAUUAUUGAUUUAGGAAGUUCCUAUAAAAUUGGUCUGCUGUGAUGAAUGCAAACAUACUUGUCCAUCAAAAGUUAUUACUAAUAUAUUAUAAUGA
This is a messenger RNA of Paramecium tetraurelia, 1161 nucleotides long. RefSeq lists its product as uncharacterized. The transcript is spliced from 3 exons. NCBI's taxonomy places the organism in Eukaryota, Ciliophora, Oligohymenophorea, Peniculida, Parameciidae. The record is from RefSeq and is a predicted model, not a curated record.